AUGCGUCAACUUACGGAGCAGGAGUUGCAGACGCUACUUGCCAAGUUGGCAGGCUACACCGGACGGUCACUCAACAACCUCAUCGUGCCCCAGUCCGAUUCCGAGGAGGAGCGCCAUGUCUUCCGUCUUCAGGGAAACCGAGUGUACUACGUGAAGAAGUCACUGGCAGAUCUAUCAACGAGUUUUCCUCGGGACACCCUUCUUUCUCUUGGAAUUUGUAUCGGCAAGUUUACCAAGACUGGAAAGUUCAGAAUCCACAUCACAGGUUUGUUUCUUCUGUCGCGCAGAAUCGCAGUGGCAUGGCUGGCUAACCAAGUGGCAUGGUUAGCGCUCGACGUAAUUGCCCCUCAUGCGAGAUACAAGGUCUGGAUCAAGGACAAUGGUAUCAUGCCGUACCUCUACGGGUCGAAUGUCGUGAAAGCGCAUGUCGGAAGAUGGAGUGAGGAUAUCCCAGAGCAUACAGGAGUCUUGGUAUACGACUCGAACGACACACCUUUGGGAUUCGGUGUUACUGCCCGAUCCACCGCUGAGAUCCGCAAGUUGGAUCCCACUGCGAUCGCUGUGUUUCGGCAAGCGGAUGUAGGAGAAUACCUGAGAGAGGAAGAUACCCUGUUUACGACGUGA
This is a messenger RNA of Aspergillus novofumigatus IBT 16806, 624 nucleotides long. RefSeq names its product ribosome biosynthesis protein NIP7. Bases 1 to 624 code for a protein of 207 amino acids. Gene Ontology annotation, cellular component: nucleus. Gene Ontology annotation, molecular function: RNA binding. The record is from RefSeq and is a predicted model, not a curated record. NCBI's taxonomy places the organism in Eukaryota, Fungi, Ascomycota, Eurotiomycetes, Eurotiales, Aspergillaceae. The transcript has 3 exons. Gene Ontology annotation, biological process: ribosome assembly.